Messenger RNA from Saccoglossus kowalevskii, 1761 nucleotides. RefSeq lists its product as uncharacterized. Gene Ontology annotation, molecular function: protein binding. NCBI's taxonomy places the organism in Eukaryota, Metazoa, Hemichordata, Enteropneusta, Harrimaniidae. The record is from RefSeq and is a predicted model, not a curated record.
UUGGUAGACAAAAAUGCACGUUCUUCAUUGGUCAAGACAGUGAUAACACGAGAAUUUCUGUUACUUUUGGUUGCAUUCGACCGAUACACGCCACAUUACUCUAUUGAAAUAUUGUCUUCUCCAAGCAAACAUUUCCCAAUCAGUCUUGUCUGGUCAUUCCUGAUUCGUCAUGAACUCCAACUUGAAAAACGGUAUGUUGUCUCCCCGAUGUAGAAAUAUUAUUUGGCUAAUUAUGCUACUCAUUCCUGUAAUAUCCGCACAAGAAGGAAAUAAAGAUGGUGGAGAUCUGUAUGGUGACGCCAAACAAUGUUGUCAUUGUUCCCAUGGUAUCCCUGGUACCCCAGGUAUACCGGGUAAUCAUGGAUUACCAGGCCCAAAAGGAGACAGGGGCGAGCCAGGACAACGAGGCGAAAAUGGAAGAAACGGACUACCUGGUUUGCAGGGUCCAGCUGGUUCAGUGAAGGCAUAUAAUGGCUAUAAGGGCGAGGGCUAUAAAGGGGCCGGUUAUGUGAAAGCAUACGAUGGCGAUGAGUCUGAGGGUUAUAAAGGAGCCGGUUCAGUGAAAGCAUAUCAUGGCUAUAAAGGAGCUGGUUCAGUAAAAGCCUAUCAUGGCGACAAGGGUGAGGGCUAUGUGAAAGCAUACGAUGGCGAUGAGCCUGAGGGUUAUAAAGGAGCCGGUUCAGUGAAAGCAUAUCAUGGCUAUAAAGGAGCCGGUUCAGUGAAAGCAUAUCAUGGCUAUAAGGGUGAGAGCUAUAAAGGGGCCGGUUAUGUGAAAGCAUACGAUGGCGACGAGCCUAGGGGCUAUAGAGGUCCAAUGCAAACCACUCCAAAAGUUGUAUUUUCAGUUGCACGUACAUCGGUACUGGAUCCAUCAUCAGAACACAAGCCAGUAACGUAUGAUGAAGUCUACACAAAUGUAGGGGAACAUUACAAUGGAGACACCGGUAUCUUUACAUGUCCAAUUAGUGGUGUGUAUUAUUUUACAAUGACAGCACUUAAACAGAAUAGCGAUACCAAUAUGCAUGUUUGUUUUAUGAGAAACCAGACAAAGCUGACAUGUGCCUAUUCCGAAUCCGCGGGUUAUGGGACAGGUACAAAUAGUAUCAUAUUAGAAUUACAAGAGGGAGAUGAAAUGUGGGUUAGAUUAAGUGCAGGCAAUGCUUUAUACAGUGCUUCUCAUGGCUAUUCUACAUUCUCGGGUUAUAUGAUUUAUACCGAGACAUAAUAAUUGUCUAAUGUCCCGUUAUGAGCAUGAACACGUUAAUUACAGUUAGUGCAAGUUAGAUAAUCUGUUAUAUGAUGGCUGUAUAGUUUUCAUAUUUUCCCAGAGAAAUCAUGACAACAUUCAUAUAAAUCACGCCCUCUAGUGUCAGUAUAUUCUUCACUGCUAUUUCGAUAUUGUAUUGUUUAUUUUUGGAGGGGGUGAAAACAUUUUGUGCAUUUUCACAAUGUUUGAACUAACUUUGAUGUAUAGCCUGAAUAAAGUUUGUAACUUGAGGUUUAUUUUCACCAAUAGUCAACCUGACAAAAAUGUUACGAUAGCAAUAUGUUGGUGGGGAAUGAACUGCUCUUAGAUCAAUGUGUGUUCAUACACGAUGAAAGCUGGUUGUGAAGAAUUUGUUACAGACAUUAGACAAAGCAAAUAAGUAUAGAAAAUAAACAGAGGCGGAGCAGAAAUUAUCACAGAGAUACUUAUAUGUUUAUCUCUCAAUCCGGACAAUUGUUCAUGGUCAUUAAAAUAUCAAAUAUUCAUAUUGACAA